AGAUGACCCAACCAGCAGAUGCAAUGUCACUGCAGAUGGUAUCAGCAGUCAGUAAUUCAUCCUUGCUUCAGCCGGGUUCUUCCCUGCUGAAUUUUGAUGGGCAUGUCUUCUUUUUUGGGCAGAAAGGAUGGCCGAAGAGAUCCUGUCCCACUGGUGUUUUCUUCCUUGAUAUAAAGCAGAACGAGCUCAAAAUGAAACCUGCUGCCUUCUCUAGGGAUUCCUGUUACCUUCCCCCACUCCGCUACCCAGCUAUUUGCGUGCUUAGAGGCAACGGGGAGCCCGAUAAGCACCAGUAUAUCAUUCAUGGUGGGAAAACACCUAACAAUGAUCUUUCUGAUAAGGUUUACAUUAUGAGUAUGGUAAACAAAACUACCAAGAAAACGACAUUUCAAUGCAUUGAGAAAGAUCUAGAUGGAGAUGUCCCUGAAGCUAGAUAUGGACAUACAAUUAAUGUAGUUCAUAGCCGGGGAAAAAGCAUGAUUGUUAUCUUUGGAGGACGAUCAUAUAUUCCUCUUGCACAGAGAACUACUGAAAAAUGGAAUAGUGUAGUUGACUGUUUGCCAUCUGUGUUUCUUGUUGAUUUUGAGUUUGGAUGCUGUACAUCAUACAUACUUCCAGAGCUUCAAGAUGGACUUUCCUUCCAUGUUUCAGUUGCCAGGAAUGAUACAAUCUACAUUUUGGGAGGCCAUUCACUUCAAAAUAACACCCGGCCUCCCAGCCUGUACAAGCUAAAGGUUGAUCUCCCUCUGGGCAGCCCAGCUGUGACUUGCUCUAUCUUGCCAGGAGGAAUAUCUGUGUCAAGUGGUAUUGUGACUCAAACUGGUGAUACUGAAUUUGUCCUUGUUGGGGGCUACCAGUCUGACAACCAGAAACGGAUGGUCUGUAACACUAUAGUUUUGGAAGAGAAUAAAAUAGAGAUUGUUGAAAGGGCAAGCCCAGACUGGACACCUGAUAUUAGACACUGUAGGACGUGGUUUGGCUGUGAUAUGGGCAAAGGGUCCAUAUUGUUGGGCAUUCCUGGGGCCAACAAACAGUUAAUCUCAGAUGCAAACUACUUCUACAUUUUGAGAUGCAACAGAGCAGAAGAGGAUGAGGAGGAAGAACUGACAGCACAAGCGUGCAGUCAGGCAUCUACCGAAGACCAAGGAGACUCCACUCCAUUUGAAGAUUCCGAAGAGUUUUCUUUUAGUACUGAAGCCAAUAGCUUUGAUGUUGAUGACAUUGAUACUUACAAUGAAGAUGAUGAAGAAGAUGAAUCAGAAACAGGGUACUGGAUCAUCUGCUGCGCCAGCUGCAACAUUGACAUUAACACCUGGGUGCCUUUCUAUUCAACAGAACUCAACAAGCCUGCAAUGAUUUUGUGUUCCAGUGGGACUGGCCAUUGGGUUCAUGCGCAGUGUAUGGAUCUGUCAGAGAGCAUGCUUCUACGGCUCUCAGAAGCAAAUGUCAAGUACUUCUGCAAUGAGCAUGUUGACCUUAAUAAAGGGCUACAAACUCCCAAAAAGGUGGUGCAUCUGAAAAAGCAGCCCAUGAAACGAUUGCACAAAAAGAAAACUUUGAAGUUAACCACACCAGUGAAAAAGUCUUUUCUUCGGAGAUUAUUUGAAUAG
This is a messenger RNA of Numida meleagris (helmeted guineafowl), 1610 nucleotides long. It is a transcript of the gene RAG2, whose product is annotated as recombination activating 2. Lineage: Eukaryota; Metazoa; Chordata; Aves; Galliformes; Numididae. Gene Ontology annotation, cellular component: DNA recombinase complex; nucleus. Gene Ontology annotation, biological process: V(D)J recombination. The transcript has a single exon. The record is from RefSeq and is a predicted model, not a curated record. Gene Ontology annotation, molecular function: protein binding; sequence-specific DNA binding. The coding region runs from base 3 to 1610 and encodes 535 amino acids.